CGAUCCAGUGCUGUUAAAUCCUGAGAACCCACAGUUUUUUUAAAAAUGAAGAAAUUAAGGCUUAAGGAGCUAGAGAGUCGCCUGCAAGAAGUGGAUGGAUUUGAAAAGCCCAAGCUACUUCUAGAACAGUAUCCGACCCGGCCGCACAUUGCAGCAUGUAUGCUCUAUACAAUUCAUAAUACAUAUGAUGACAUUGAAAAUAAAGUGGUUGCAGACCUAGGAUGUGGUUGUGGAGUGCUUAGCAUCGGAACUGUAAUGUUAGGAGCAGGGUUAUGUGUUGGAUUUGACAUAGAUGAAGAUGCAUUGGAAAUAUUUAAUAGGAAUGUGGAAGAAUUUGAGUUAACAAAUGUUGACAUGGUUCAAUGUGAUGUGAGCUUAUUAUCUAACAGAAUAUCCAAGUCUUUUGAUACAGUAAUUAUGAAUCCUCCCUUUGGGACCAAAAAUAAUAAAGGGACAGAUAUGGCAUUUCUGAAGACUGCUUUGGAAAUGGCAAGAACAGCAGUAUAUUCUCUACACAAAUCCUCAACUAGAGAGCAUAUUCAAAAGAAAGCUGCAGAAUGGAAAAUCAAGAUAGAUAUUAUUGCAGAGCUGCGAUAUGACCUGCCAGCAUCAUACAAAUUUCAUAAAAAGAAAUCAGUGGACAUCGAAGUAGACCUAAUUCGGUUUUCUUUUUAAAAGCUUCCAAAGACAAAAGCAGCUGAAAACCUAAUUAAAAUGAAUAAAAAAUGUGUUUGCUA
This is a messenger RNA of Rhinolophus ferrumequinum (greater horseshoe bat), 737 nucleotides long. Its product is annotated as methyltransferase-like protein 5. NCBI's taxonomy places the organism in Eukaryota, Metazoa, Chordata, Mammalia, Chiroptera, Rhinolophidae. Gene Ontology annotation, molecular function: rRNA (adenine-N6-)-methyltransferase activity; nucleic acid binding. The record is from RefSeq and is a predicted model, not a curated record. Gene Ontology annotation, biological process: rRNA methylation. Bases 46 to 675 code for a protein of 209 amino acids. The transcript has a single exon.